AUGUGGUUUGAGUUAAGAUGUCAAAGAUGGGUAGAGAACUGUCGAAGGGCAGAUUUAGAAGAUAAAACUCCAGAUCAACUCAACAAGCAUUACAGAUUGUGCGCUAAACAUUUUGAGACUUCUAUGAUAUGUAGAAGUAGCCCUUACAGAACGGUCUUACGGGAUAAUGCUGUGCCAACUAUAUUUGACCUUACAAGUCACUUGAACAAUCCCCACAGCAGACAUAGGAAAAGGAUAAAAGAGCUGAGUGAAGAUGAAAUAAGAACACUGAAGCAGCAAAAGAUUGAUGAAGCUUUUGAACGGGAACAGGCAACUCAAGAAUUGAACGAAAGCAAUGAACAAAAUACUGUCUCGGAGGAAGGAGGGGAAGAACAAGAGGAAGAAGCUGUCCCCUUAACACUGGAAGAAAGAGAAAACAAAGAUUACCUUAAAUCUUUGUUUGAAAUUUUGAUCCUAAUGGGUAAACAAAAUAUUCCCUUGGAUGGCCAUAAUGUUGAUGAGCUUCCAGAAGGUAUUUUUACUUCAGAUAACUUUCAAGCUCUACUGGAAUAUAGAAUAAAUGCUGGAGAUGAAGUUCUGAGGAAGCGAUUUGAGAUGACUGCAGUCAAUCUUGAGUAUUGUUCAAAAACUCAGCAGAAGCAAAUGCUUGAGAUCUGUGAAAACUGUGUUAGAGAAGAGACACUGAGGGAAGUAAGAGACGCACACUUCUUUUCUGUUGUCACUGAUGAAGUAGUAGACAUAGCAGGAGAGGAACAUUUGCCAGUGUUAGUGAGAUUUGUUGAUGAUUCUCAUAAUCUGAGAGAAGAAUUCAUAGGGUUUUUACCAUAUGAGGCUGAUCCUGAAAUUUUAGCUGUUAAGUUCCACACGACUAUUACUGAAAAGUGGGGUCUAAACAUGGAGUACUGUCGAGGUCAAGCCUACAUCGUCUCCAGUGGGUUUGCUUCUAAAAUGAAGAUUGUGGCUACAAGACUCUUGGAAAAGUAUCCACAAGCUGUGUAUACACUGUGUUCCUCUUGUGCCUUAAAUGUUUGGCUGGCAAAAUCCGUUCCUGUUGUUGGUGUUUCCAAUGCAAUGGGAACAAUUGAAGAAGUUUGCUGUCUUUUUAAUCAGUCUCCUCAACUACUAGUAGAACUGGACAACACAAUUUCUGUUCUUUUUCAGAACAAUGAGGAGAAGGGUAAUGAGCUGAAGGAGAUCUGCCGUUCUCAGUGGACAGGCAGACAUGAUAUUUUCGAGGUUUUAGUGGACCUCAUGCAAGCGUUGGUACUGUGCUUGGAUGCGGUAAGCAGCGACUCGUCUAUUAGGUGGAACAACUUUAUUGCAGGUCGAGCAUUUGUACUUUCAAGUGCAUUAACAGAUUUUGACUUCAUUGUCACUAUUGUAAUUCUGAAAAACGUUCUGUCUUUUACAAGAGCAUUCGGAAAAAAUCUCCAAGGACAAACAUCAGAUGUAUUUUUUGCAGCUAGCAGCUUAACAGCAGUGUUGCAUUCUCUGAAUGAAGUGAUGGAGAAUAUUGAAGUUUACCAUGAAUUUUGGUUUGAGGAAGCAACAAAUUUGGCUGCAAAACUGGAUGUACAAAUUAAACUCCCAGGUAAAUUUCGCAGGGCACAACAGGGGAACUUGGACUCUGAGGUAACGUCAGAAAAUUACUACAAAGAAAUCCUUAGUGUCCCCACAGUGGAGCAUAUUAUUCAAGAAUUAAAAGAUAUGUUCUCAGAACAACAUUUAAAAGCUCUCAAGUGCUUAUCGUUAGUGCCCUCAGUCAUGGGGCAGCUCAAAUUCAAUACGUCCGAGGAGCAUCACGCUGACAUGUACAAAAAGGACUUGCCUAAUCCAGACACACUUUCUGCUGAGCUUCAUUGUUGGAGAAUCAAGUGGAAGCACAGAGGAAAAGAUAUUGAACUUCCAGCUACUAUUUAUGAAGCACUUCACUUGCCUGACAUAAAGUUUUUCCCUAACGUUUACGCAUUGCUUAAAGUCUUGUGCAUACUUCCAGUGAUGAAGGUGGAGAAUGAAAAAUAUGAAAUAGGACGAAAGCGCUUAAAGGCUUACCUGAAAAACACCUUGACAGAACAAAGGUCAAGCAACCUAGCUUUGCUGAACAUAAACUUUGAUAUAAAACAUGACUUAGAUUUAAUGGUGGACACCUACAUUAAACUCUAUCCAGAUAAAGUGGAAUUUCAAGAAGACUUUAUUCCCUCAAACAACUCUGAAGUAGCAGAAGAUGCUUAAUUUUUUAAGCUCUAACCAAUCUGUUGAAACAGCUUUUUCUUAGCGAAGUUUCAACACCGAGGAAAAAAACUGUGAAAUCUAAAAAAAUCACUGCAAUUGUAUUUCCAUUUUAGGUCUCAGACUGAAGAAGCUGUGUCAGUGACCCAAAUUAUGUUUUGUUAGUCUGCAUUAAAUGUGUUAUGCGAACAAAACCAAGCCUGAAAAUAAGCCCAUGCUCUUGGCAGAGGUGCUUUCUACCUUUGAUUGACUUCACUAGGUGCUCGUUUACUUUAUUGCAUCUUGGAAAAAGUGCAUUGUGAUUGUAGAUCUGAUGGGGCUGUUACAUAUUCACUCAUUAAUUAGGAUAAGAAGAAAACCUCAAUGUUAAAAAGAGUAUAAUCCAUUUCAGUUCUGUUACUUAAGAUUUUAUUCUUUUUGAAAACUUAAAAAAAAAGUCUUUGGUGUAUAUUUAAUUGGCAUUUUGGAGAGUGGAUUCAGCUAUUGCACAAUCCUCGUGCUGUGGACUGUUCUUGGUGUAAAGUGAAUGUUAGUGAUAUAGAGGUACGUUUACGGUUUCAUUGGAAGAGUCAACCUCUUUAAUCUCUUGAUGAUUGUUUACAUUCCUUUGUGUGAGACACAAACCUGUUUUUUUUUCUUUAGGCUUUUAACAGGCAUGGCAGGAAUAAAUUCCGAAAAGACACUAAAAACUUAAAAUUUAUUCCACAAAUGUUUAAAACUGUUCAUUCUAUCCUGACUCUGACACAAACCCGUGCAUCUUAUUGUCUGUUUAUUCGUAAACUCACCCAGGAAAGAUUAAAAUAAGAGUUUGUUGUUUGUCUAGAAGUAAGAUUGAAAAUAUUGCUGUUAUUUUUGGCAAGAAUAAAACAUUUUUGUACAGUUUAUUGCAAUUUAAAAUAAAAUGUGAAUUGCUUUUUACAUAGUAUUGAAUUUCUUAGUAAAGCUGUGCCUCUGAGAAUGUGUAUUCUUUUGUAAGGUACCUUUUAGUUUUGGCAAUUUUUUCUCCAUUAUUUUUGGAAUUCUAGUGAGUGGUAUUGUCUUAAGACACAGGAAACUUUGUGUAAUAGCGCUUCUGAUCUGUAUGUUCUGCUGAAGGUUUUUUGAAGUAUUUUAAGAUAGCACUAAAUACAGUGCUUUUAAUUGUGGAAGUUCUCUCUAACUGAAACAGGUGGAAAGCGAUUAAAUUUGAAAUGGUUCAAAAGUUAAGUUUUGCAGCUAUCCUGAUGCAUGCCAAUUUUAUAACUUAUUUACAGUGUUCCUUUUAUGUACUUUCCAGUUGCAGUGGGAAAGGCCCCCAGCAACAGAAAAUUGAAUGAUUGUAGAGACUGUGACAAAUACAGUUCUUAAUGUUUUAAUGCAGUCAACCAAUAAGAAUAAAUUUGAAAAAAAAAUCCACCUUUACUAAGUAAGCUUAGAUAUUAAAGUGGUGAUGUACAUCUUAAGAAACGCUUUCAGGAGCUUUUAUUUGCACUGG
Messenger RNA from Haliaeetus leucocephalus (bald eagle), 3703 nucleotides. It is a transcript of the gene THAP12, whose product is annotated as protein-kinase, interferon-inducible double stranded RNA dependent inhibitor, repressor of (P58 repressor). The coding region runs from base 1 to 2232 and encodes 743 amino acids. NCBI's taxonomy places the organism in Eukaryota, Metazoa, Chordata, Aves, Accipitriformes, Accipitridae. Gene Ontology annotation, molecular function: protein dimerization activity. The record is from RefSeq and is a predicted model, not a curated record. The transcript is spliced from 5 exons.